Penicillium canariense is the source of this 1305-nucleotide messenger RNA. RefSeq names its product AAA family ATPase VPS4. Gene Ontology annotation, molecular function: ATP hydrolysis activity; ATP binding. Bases 1 to 1305 code for a protein of 434 amino acids. The record is from RefSeq and is a predicted model, not a curated record. The transcript has 4 exons. Lineage: Eukaryota; Fungi; Ascomycota; Eurotiomycetes; Eurotiales; Aspergillaceae. Gene Ontology annotation, biological process: vacuole organization; endosomal transport.
AUGAGUAACACGGACUUUUUGGGGCGCGCGAUUGACACCGUCAAGAAGGCGAUCGAGAAUGACAACGAGGGCGAAUACGAGAAGGCUUAUCAGCUCUACUACUCCGCGUUGGAGUUGUUCAUGCUGGCGCUCAAAUGGGAGAAAAACCCCCGGUCCAAGGAGAUGAUUCGUGCCAAAACUGGCGAGUACAUGGACCGCGCAGAGAAGCUGAAGAACCACUUGGCUUCAGCAGAUAAAAAGAAACCCAGCGCGGUGGGCGCGAAUGGAAAGGUCGCGCAAGGAAGUGGGAAAGGAGGAAGCCAAGACGAAGACAACGGCGAAGAUGCGGAAGCCAAAAAGCUCCGGUCGGCUCUUCAGGGAGCUAUCCUGUCUGACAAGCCGAAUGUCAAGUGGGAGGAUGUUGCUGGUUUGGAGGGUGCAAAGGAAGCUCUGAAAGAGGCGGUCAUUCUUCCCAUCAAGUUUCCGCACCUGUUUACUGGCAAGCGGCAACCUUGGAAGGGCAUUCUGCUCUACGGUCCUCCCGGUACUGGAAAGUCCUAUCUUGCCAAGGCCGUUGCAACCGAGGCGAACAGCACCUUUUUUAGCGUCAGCAGUAGUGACCUGGUGUCUAAGUGGAUGGGUGAGAGUGAAAGACUGGUGAAGCAACUCUUCAACAUGGCCCGUGAGAACAAGCCGGCGAUCAUUUUCAUUGAUGAAGUUGAUGCUCUGUGUGGGCCGCGUGGAGAAGGCGAAUCCGAGGCGUCACGACGUAUCAAAACGGAAUUGCUCGUUCAAAUGGACGGUGUGGGAAAGGAUUCCAAGGGCGUUUUGAUUCUGGGCGCGACCAACAUUCCCUGGCAGCUGGAUGCUGCCAUUAGGCGACGAUUCCAACGAAGAGUUCACAUCAGUCUGCCUGAUAUCAACGCACGGAUGAAGAUGUUCAUGCUGGCCGUGGGCUCGACACCAUGUCAAUUGACUCAGGCGGAUUACCGGUCACUGGCCGAGAUGAGUGAUGGCUACUCUGGUAGCGAUAUCAGCAUUGCCGUGCAAGAUGCACUGAUGCAGCCAAUUCGCAAGAUCCAAACAGCGACACAUUAUAAGAAGGUUACCGUUGAUGGUGCCGAGAAGUUUACCCCUUGCUCACCAGGCGAUGCCGGCGCAACUGAAAUGACUUGGCUCAGUAUUGAAGCAGAGCAGCUCCUGGAACCCCCACUUGUUCUGAAGGACUUUAUCAAGGCGGUUCGGAAUUCGAGGCCUACUGUCAGCCAGGAAGAUCUUCAAAGGAACUCAGAGUGGACCCAGGAGUUUGGCAGUGAAGGAGCCUGA